Molecule: messenger RNA, 901 nt
Organism: Fopius arisanus
Lineage: Eukaryota; Metazoa; Arthropoda; Insecta; Hymenoptera; Braconidae
Product: metallo-beta-lactamase domain-containing protein 1
Exons: 3
Coding region: 18-656 (212 amino acids)
Source: RefSeq, a predicted model, not a curated record
UUUCAUAAAUAUUAAAAAUGUGCGAGGUGAUUGUCCUGUUCGAGGGCUACUCCAAGAUCCUUGAUGAGGAGAGGAUGGAUGCUAAUUGCUCUUGUGUCCUCAUCAAAGGCCCCAGGAACGUUAUUGUUGACACUAUGACAGCUUGGGACCGGGACAGAAUCAUCGAAGCUUUAUCUUUUCACAAUCAAAAGCCAGAAGACAUUGAUUUUGUUGUCUGCACACACGGCCAUGCAGAUCACAUUGGCAACAACAAUUUGUUCCUCAGCGCUGAACAUAUCGUAGGAUCUAGCUUCCACCGAGGCUCAGUCUUCUACGAGAAAAAUCUUCAGGAUGCUGAAUAUCAACUGUGCGAGGGAGUAAGAGUCCUGCCAACACCUGGACACACUCACGAGGACGUGUCAGUCCUCGUGGAGACUGUAGUUGAUGGCAAAAAGGCGACCAUUGUCAUCACUGGGGAUUUAUUCGAGAAGGAGGAAGACCUCAAGGACUCAUCGAUCUGGGAAAAACUGGGAAUUCCAGAGCUCAAGAAGACUCAGGCCCUCAACAGAUUCCUGGUAAUCAAACUCGCUGAUUACAUCGUACCUGGCCAUGGGAAAAUGUUCAGGGUCACCGAGGAGACCAGGAGAAUCAUCGAGGAACAGAUCCUGGAUCCGUGAUUCAGCCGUUGAGGAAAUUAAUCACUUGAUGCAUCGUACUCCUUUCAUUAUUCUUAUAUCUAUGAAUAUUGCAUACAUUCAUGUACUUUUUGUUCAUUCAUUUAAUGAGGAAUGAGCGAGUGUAUUACUAAUAUAUUUUUCAACAAGUAGUGUAAUUUUUAUGGGCAAGCUUUAUUGAAAUUAUGAAAUGAAUAAGUGUCUUAAUUAUUAAUAUUCAAGAGUCGGAGAUAAAAAUUGUACAGCUU